UGGCUCCGGUGCGGCCUCAGUCAGCGGUGGACAGGCUGCCGGACCGACCGAAGGCCAACCGGUAGGCUCAGUCGGAGUGUCGCCUGCGCUUCUGAGAAACUGGGUGGCCCCGGAGAGGGUGGAGACGACUGUGACAGGCUUCCCGGCUCCCCGAACUAAGAGUGGUGUGGGCUGCAGGAAGUAGAGAGGAAGAGGAGCUGGAGGGGGCAGCCCCGGCCGCGGCUAACGGCCUCCCUGGGCGCUGACCCGCUGGGCCGGCGAGCGACUCGCUCGGGAGUUCGCGCCGCCGCCUCGACCGCGCGGCUCCUGGGCCGGGACUUGCGGCGCCUGGGCGAGGAGCUGCUGCCCGGGCGCUGGGAGAGGCCGGACGCUCGCCGCCGAGGGAUGUGAGUGGGAACCGGAAUCGCACCGGAGGGCCCCGGAGGUCCCAGCCUGGCGGACGCUCGGACCCGUGUCGGCUCCCGGGGCUUCGCAGACCUUGGCCGGCCGGAGGCGCCUGGUAGGAGCAGCCUGUGGGCUUGGGGGCGCGUCCCCGUCGCCGAUCGUGCAGCGGGUUUCAGAAACAGGCAAAGGAACAAGAUGUGAACUGGUUUUUUUUUUUUUCCUGCAGAAAAAGAGGCCCCUCCUCCUCUUCCCGUGAAGGCAAAUGUUUUGAAAAAGACUCUGCAUGGAAAUGGCUUGCCUUACAAUGACAGAAAUGGAAGGAACAUGCACAUCUCCUAUACAUCAGAAUGGUGAUAUUCCUGGAAUUGCUGAUUCUGUGAAACAAAUAGAUCCAGUCCUACAGGUGUAUCUUUAUCAUUCCCUUGUGAAAACUGAGGGCGAUUACCUGAAGUUUACAAAUGGGGAGUAUGUUGCAGAAGAAAUUUGUGUUGCUGCUUCUAAAGCCUGUGGAAUCACACCAGUGUAUCAUAGUAUGUUUGCUUUAAUGAGUGAAACAGAAAGGAUCUGGUAUCCGCCCAACCACGUCUUCCAUAUAGAUGAUUCAACCAGGCAUAAUGUACUCUACAGAAUAAGAUUUUACUUUCCUUACUGGUAUUGUAACAGCAGCAACAGAACCUAUCGGCAUGGAAUAUCUCGAGGUGCUGAAGCUCCUCUUCUUGACGAUUUUGUCAUGUCUUACCUUUUUGCUCAGUGGCGCCAUGAUUUUUUGCAUGGAUGGAUAAAAGUACCUGUGACUCAUGAAACACAGGAAGAAUGUCUUGGGAUGGCAGUGUUAGAUAUGAUGAGAAUAGCCAAAGAAAAUGAUCAAACCCCACUGGACAUCUAUAGCUCUGUCAGCUACAAGACAUUCCUACCAAAAUGUAUUCGAGCAAAGAUCCAAGACUAUCAUAUUUUGACAAGAAAGCGAAUAAGAUACAGAUUUCGCAGAUUUAUUGAACAGUUCAGCCAUUGCAAAGCCACUGCCAGGAACUUGAAACUUAAGUAUCUUAUAAAUCUGGAAACUCUUCAGUCUGCCUUUUACACAGAGCAAUUUGAAGUAAAAGAAUCUGGAAGAGGUCCUUCAGGAUUUACAGUUAUAUUGUGAUUUUCCUGAUAUUAUUGAUGUCAGUAUUAAGCAGGCAAACCAGGAAAGCUCAAAUGAAAGCAGAAUUGUAACUAUCCAUAAGCAAGAUGGUAAAAGUCUGGAAAUUGAACUUAGUUCAUUAAGGGAGGCUUUGUCUUUUGUGUCGUUAAUUGAUGGAUAUUAUAGAUUAACUGCAGAUGCACAUCAUUACCUCUGUAAAGAAGUAGCAUCUCCAGUGGUGCUUGAAAAUAUACAAAGCAACUGUCAUGGUCCAAUUUCAAUGGAUUUUGCCAUAAGUAAACUGAAGAAAGCAGGUAAUCAGACUGGACUCUAUGUACUGCGAUGCAGUCCUAAGGAGUUUAACAAAUAUUUUUUGACGUUUGCUGUUGAGCGAGAAAAUGUCAUUGAAUAUAAGCACUGUUUGAUUACAAAAAAUGAGAAUGGAGAAUAUAACCUCAAUGGGACUAAGAAGAACUUCAGUAAUCUUAAAGAUCUUUUGAAUUGCUACCAGAUGGAAACUGUUCGCUCAGACAAUAUAAUUUUCCAGUUUACAAAAUGCUGUCCCCCAAAGCCAAAAGAUAAAUCAAACCUUCUAGUUUUCAGAACGAAUAGUGUUUCUGAUGUACCAACCUCACCAACAUUACAGAGGCAUAAUAAUGUGAACCAAAUGGUGUUUCACAAAAUCAGAAAUGAAGAUUUAGUAUUUAAUGAAAGCCUUGGCCAAGGCACUUUUACAAAAAUUUUUAAAGGUGUAAGAAGAGAAGUAGGAGACUAUGGUCAACUGCAUGAAACAGAAGUUCUUUUAAAAGUUCUGGAUAAAGCACAUAGAAACUAUUCAGAGUCUUUCUUUGAAGCAGCAAGUAUGAUGAGCCAGCUUUCUCACAAGCAUCUGGUUUUAAAUUAUGGAGUAUGUGUCUGUGGAGAGGAGAAUAUUCUGGUUCAGGAGUUUGUGAAAUUUGGAUCACUAGAUACAUAUUUGAAAAAGAAUAAAAAUUCUAUAAAUAUAUUAUGGAAACUUGAAGUGGCUAAACAAUUGGCAUGGGCCAUGCAUUUUCUAGAAGAAAAAACCCUUAUUCAUGGGAAUGUGUGUGCCAAAAAUAUUCUACUUAUCAGAGAAGAAGACAGGAAGACAGGAAAUCCUCCUUUCAUCAAACUUAGUGAUCCUGGUAUUAGUGUUACAGUUUUGCCAAAGGACAUUCUUCAGGAGAGAAUACCAUGGGUACCACCUGAAUGCAUUGAAAAUCCUAAAAGUUUAAACUUGGCAACAGACAAAUGGAGUUUUGGUACCACUUUGUGGGAAAUCUGCAGUGGAGGAGAUAAGCCUUUGAGUGCUUUGGAUUCUCAAAGAAAGCUACAAUUUUAUGAAGAUAGGCACCAGCUUCCUGCACCAAAGUGGACAGAAUUAGCAAAUCUUAUUAAUAAUUGUAUGGAUUAUGAACCAGAUUUUAGACCUUCUUUCAGAGCCAUCAUACGAGAUCUUAAUAGUUUGUUUACUCCAGAUUAUGAACUAUUAACAGAGAAUGACAUGUUACCAAAUAUGAGGAUAGGUGCCCUAGGGUUUUCUGGUGCUUUUGAAGACCGAGACCCUACUCAGUUUGAAGAGAGACACUUGAAAUUUCUACAGCAACUUGGCAAAGGUAAUUUUGGGAGUGUUGAGAUGUGCCGGUAUGACCCUUUACAAGACAACACUGGGGAGGUGGUGGCUGUGAAAAAGCUCCAGCACAGUACUGAAGAGCACCUCAGAGACUUUGAAAGGGAAAUUGAAAUCCUUAAGUCCCUGCAGCAUGACAACAUUGUGAAGUACAAGGGAGUGUGCUACAGUGCUGGCCGGCGUAAUCUAAGAUUAAUUAUGGAAUAUUUACCAUAUGGAAGUUUACGAGACUAUCUCCAAAAGCAUAAAGAACGAAUCGAUCAUAAAAAACUUCUGCAGUAUACAUCCCAAAUAUGCAAGGGUAUGGAGUAUCUUGGUACAAAAAGGUAUAUCCACAGGGAUCUGGCAACAAGGAAUAUAUUGGUAGAGAAUGAAAACAGAGUUAAAAUUGGAGAUUUUGGGUUAACCAAAGUCUUGCCACAAGACAAAGAAUACUACAAAGUGAAAGAACCUGGUGAAAGUCCUAUAUUCUGGUAUGCCCCAGAAUCACUGACAGAGAGCAAGUUUUCUGUGGCCUCAGAUGUUUGGAGCUUUGGAGUGGUUCUGUAUGAACUUUUCACAUAUAUUGAGAAGAGUAAAAGUCCACCAGCGGAAUUCAUGCGUAUGAUUGGCAAUGACAAACAAGGACAGAUGAUUGUGUUUCAUUUGAUAGAACUCUUGAAGAAUAAUGGAAGAUUACCAAGACCAGAUGGAUGCCCAGAUGAGAUUUAUGUGAUCAUGACAGAAUGCUGGAAUAACAAUGUAAAUCAACGCCCCUCUUUCAGACACCUAGCUCUUCGAGUUGAUCAAAUAAGGGACAACAUGACUGGAUGAAAGAAAUGAACUUUACUCUGAGACUAAAAUAAAGUUAGAGAACAAAAUUUUGUAUUUCACAUUGCUGUGGACUAUUAUUACAUAUACCAUUAUUAUGUAUAUCAUGAUGCUAGCCACAACGAUGUGGAAAUAUCUGCUCAAAACUUUCAAAGUUCAGUGAGUUUUUAUGAGGACACCAGUAAAAGAAAUUGAUGAAAAGUUCUUGGCAAAGAAUUUUGUAAAAAGUUUCAUGAAUCUAAUCAGUCAGUUAACAUCACCUUGCUUUGGCAAGAGGAAAAAAAUUAGACGUUUUUUAAACUCAGAAUUUUGAGAGAUGAAAAAAUUGUAAUAUAAAUUUUGCAAUGCUAAAGAUACACAGAAUAUGUAUGUACAGUUUUUACCACAAUGAAUGUAUAAUACCUUGGCAUCUUGUGUGAUGUUUUACAUGAGGCCUGGUAUUCAUUAAUGGUGUUUUCUAAUUUUUCCAUAGUUGAUCUAUAACUUCACUAUACAAACAAAUUAAGAUGCUCAGAUAAUUGAAUAAGCACCUUUGUGUUCUUGUUCAUCUAUAUCACUGGCCAGCAAUGUAAGCAGGUGUACACUUAUCGCUUGUCGGUCUAUGUACUGUAAAUAUUUUUCAAAGAAAAGGGAACAAAUGUUUAGUUUUAUUUGUAUAGGAAAUCUCCCUGACUCUAAAUUUUGAAAUGGAACAAGUUUACAAAGCUGUAACACAAUCUAUUUUCUUAUUUGUCUCCCUUGUAUCUAUUUGUGAUGAGUAUGUUUUUUGUUUUUAAAAUAGAACUGUCUCUAAGUUUUUCUAAGACUAUAGUAAAUAGUUUUCUUUUAAAAAUUUGAGAUUACGAAUACAGGAAUAUUGUCAUCCCUUGAGCUGUUGGCUGCCAAUGAGAUUUUUUAAUCCCUGGAACCUAUAAUCAUGCAUUAAAUUUAAGUGUAAGCCAUAAGAUACAUUGUUUUUUAAAUGUGUAAACCUAUUAAGAUUCAUAAUGUGGGUUAGGAAUUUUUAUUUUCUAAAGACUAUUUUAGGGAUUUUAGAAAUCUCUAUUGUAGUCACAGAAGAAAUUUUCUCUUGUUAGAGAGUCUUAUAUACAAGGGAAAAAUGAGAGUAAAUUGGUGAAAAAGUAUGCUUGUUAUUUUAUUUAAGAAUGCCAGUAGAAAAUUCAUAAUAUGCCAUUAAGAAAAAUGAGAAUAUAC
Molossus molossus (Pallas's mastiff bat) is the source of this 5162-nucleotide messenger RNA. It is a transcript of the gene JAK2, whose product is annotated as Janus kinase 2. Gene Ontology annotation, molecular function: histone binding; ATP binding; cytokine receptor binding. The transcript is spliced from 25 exons. Gene Ontology annotation, cellular component: membrane; cytosol; cytoskeleton. Bases 1788 to 3971 code for a protein of 727 amino acids. Gene Ontology annotation, biological process: cell surface receptor signaling pathway via JAK-STAT; hemopoiesis; intracellular signal transduction. The record is from RefSeq and is a predicted model, not a curated record. NCBI's taxonomy places the organism in Eukaryota, Metazoa, Chordata, Mammalia, Chiroptera, Molossidae.